Linum trigynum is the source of this 2390-nucleotide messenger RNA. NCBI's taxonomy places the organism in Eukaryota, Viridiplantae, Streptophyta, Magnoliopsida, Malpighiales, Linaceae. The record is from the annotation of a GenBank genome assembly.
GUGCUCAAAAUAGGAUCCAAAAGUCAUUUUUGACCUAUUUCAUGUUUCACUUAUGAAAUAUCCAUUUCUCCAACAUAAAUUUUAUUUUAUGAAUAAAUACAUACUGGAAUUUGAAAAAUUGUCAUAUGCAAUCCUUCCUUGCUUCGAAUAAAUCAUUUAGUCUCAAUAACUCGAGUUGUUGAAAAAUGAUCUGUCAAGUUUUUAUCACUUACACGCUUUCUUAAACGAAAUCUGCCUUUCAGCCCUUGUGCUGCUAAACCAUUAGACUUUCAGCUUGUAUAGUUUAAACCAAGGUUCAAAAAGGCGCUAGGCGUAAAGCGAGCGUUGAGACUUUGCCUAGCGCCUUGCUCGCGUAGGCGUAGACUAAGCGUGCCUAGGCAUUGGAAGAACAAUAGCUAUUCGCACUGCAUGAUGAAUAAAAUAAUAAUCUACAACACUUCCUCACUUAAGCUAAAAUGAUUAAUAACUUGCUCAACACUUAAUGACAAAAAAUAGCUUACGAAUUCAUAGAAUCAUGGCUCAAUAGCUCGCAAAGUUCUUGAGCUAUUGGAAAUAUUGAUACAUAAAAUUGAUUUCGUAGUUGAUGUUAAUUUUCUCCUUUAAUAUUGACUUUCUAACUCCAUCUAAUAAUGUUUAGCAAGAGACUUAUAUGUCGACUUACUCCAUUGACAUGUUUCAAUAUCUUAUUAGGCGCGAAACCCCCUAGGCAAGGCGUUUUGUCAUUGCCUUGCGUCUAGGUAUAAGGUUAAGCGUGCCUUUUGAACCAUGGUUUAAACAUAAUGAGAUCUUCAUAAGCAUUUGAAACCAAAGAUUAAAGGCUGAACAAACUACAAGUUAACCAAGUAGUUAUCUUCCUGACACUUGCAGAAGCAGAGGAGGCCCAGCUGGGCAGCAUAGUCCCAGGGAUGUCCAAAAUCCGGGUCAAAGACCUACCGGAAGGAGUAGUAACCGGAAACCUAACCUCCAUCUUCUCCACCAUGCUCCACAACAUGUCCACCCACCUCCCCAGAUCCGCAGCCGCCGUCUUCAUCAACUCAUUCCGCGGCCUCGAUCCCACCAUCGCCGCCGACCUAGCAUCCCGCUUCACCUCCUUCCUCAACAUCGGCCCUUUCCACCUCCUCUCCCCGCCGCCGCCACCACCCAAUUCCUCCAGCUGCCUCCCCUGGCUCGACGGGCCGAACCUGGCGCCCGCGUCGGUCGCGUACAUCAGCUUCGGCUCCGUGGUGACUCCGCCACCGCACGAGCUCCGUGCGGUGGCGGAGUCCCUGGAGGCGACCGGGGUGCCCUUCCUGUGGUCGCUCAGGGACCACGCGAGGGCGCAUUUGCCCGAAGGGUUCGUGGAGCGGAGCCAGGGGCAGGGGCAGGGGAUGGUGGUCCCCUGGGCUCCGCAGGUAGAGGUUCUGGGGCACGGCGCUGUGGGGGUGUUCGUGACGCACUGCGGGUGGAAUUCGGUGCUGGAGAGCAUCGCCGGUGGGGUUCCGAUGAUCUGCAGGCCGUUUUUCGGGGAUCAGAGGCUGAAUGGGAGGAUGCUGGAGGAUGUGUGGGAGAUUGGGGUUAAUUUGGAAGGUGGAGUGUUUUCCAAGGAAGGGUUGGCUGGUUGUUUGGAUAGGGUUUUGAAGCGGGAAGAAGGGAAGAGGAUGAGGGACAAUGUUGGAGUUCUCAAGGAGAAAGCUGAGGAAGCUACUAAGCCCAAGGGAAGCUCCUCUGAUGAUUUCUGCAGAUUGGUAGAGUUGGUAUCUACUACUACUAUGCCCUAAUUGAGUAGUCAUUUUGUAGUAACUUGUUACAAGCAAUAGAAAGAAAGCAUUAUCUCAAACUGCUGCUGGAUGAUGGUAAUAAUAAACAGCUCCUGAUUUUUUUUAUAGCAUUUUGAUAGUUCGGAAUCUCUUAACUCGUCUGGAAUGACCAAUAAAAACAUAAGCGAAUCUGUUGGCACAAGAGAUGGAACUGUUUUUACAUUUUCUCGUUCAUACUUUGGUUGUAAUAAGAGCAAAAUAAUGUGGACUGAGAUGUCAGAACAGCAUGUGUUUGCGAUAGUAAACUAUGUGAAACAACGGGUGUUAAACCCAGUUCACCCAUGAACAAUGCAUGUCUUUCGGAUAAUUCCGACAUAUGGUACUUUCAAUCAGUCGAAGCCAAGGUUGUCGAAACGCGGGUGGAUCCGCGAGUCGAUCGAGUUUGACCUUGAUCCGGUGAGAAAAACGGGCCGCAUGCACCCGUCGGGUCGACCACUACAAGGUACCGGGAUGGAGGCUAAAUUGAGUCAUUUUUUUCUUUGGCUUGCGAAAUGCACCUAUUUUUCUUUUCGCCUAACUCAAUCUUUGAAAUACUAAGUUGAACAUUUGAAUGUUGAUAUUUGAAUGUUGAUGUUAUAAAAGUGUGUAAAUUUU